Messenger RNA from Ascochyta rabiei, 1029 nucleotides. RefSeq lists its product as uncharacterized. Gene Ontology annotation, molecular function: catalytic activity. The record is from RefSeq and is a predicted model, not a curated record. Lineage: Eukaryota; Fungi; Ascomycota; Dothideomycetes; Pleosporales; Didymellaceae. Bases 1 to 1029 code for a protein of 342 amino acids. The transcript is spliced from 2 exons.
AUGGCGCCACCAAAAGAGACCAAGUUCAAGGUCGCUGCAGCCCACGCGGCACCCGUGUUCAUGGACAAAGCAGCCACGAUCAAGAAAACCAUCAAACUCAUUGAGCAGGCUGCAUCAGAUAAUGUCAAGCUCCUGGUAUUCCCCGAAACAUUUAUUCCUGGGUACCCGUAUUGGACAGAGGCUUACCCACCGAUGGAUCAGGUCGGUGCCAUCGCCAAAUAUACUGAAGAGAGCGUGGUAGUUGAACCUAAUGGAGAGGACGUCAGUGCCAUCCAGGACGCCUGCCGUCACCACAGUAUCGCCAUCAACCUUGGAAUUUCUGAACGUAUGGCUAACACCCAUACACUCUUCAACUCGCAAGUGAUCAUCGAUAGCGAUGGAACUAUUCUUGGUGUCCAUCGCAAACUUCAGCCGACGUUUGUUGAGCGCAUGGUGUGGGCGCAAGGCAACGGGUCCACCUUGCGCACCUGGCCCCUUUCCCUUGGCUACAACCUAGGCGGUCUCGCCUGUUGGGAGCACACCAUGAACGGUGCACGUCAAGCACUUAUUAUGCAGAACCAGCAUAUCCACGCUGGCGCAUGGCCUGCUCUCUCCACUUUAAGGGACUUUGCAGGAGUAGCCAAUACGCAGAUUGAAGCGUUGAUGAAGAUGCAUGCCUUAACUGCACAAGUCUUUGUUAUCACUGCGUCUGACUACGUUAACCAGCAAGCUCUUGAUUGGAUGGAAAAAAACCUCGGAAAACAGGAUCACAUUAAGGCUGGAGGAGGCUGGUCCUCAAUCCUCCACCCUUUCUGCAUGUUCAUUGCUGGCCCUCACAGUGGCGCAGAGGAAAAGCUUGUGACAGGCGAGAUCAACUUCGCAGACCUUGGCCCUGUGAAGGUAUGGGUUGAUGCAGCCGGUCAUUAUCAACGUCCAGAAAUCCUCCAGUUCGGAUACGACUCCCGAGCCCAUUGGCUGGACGAGAAAGUGGAUCGCUUUAAGCCGCGUGGCGAGCUGAAGCCCAAAGAAGAGGCAGAUGAGCAGUCAUAA